UGUUUCCCUCCCUCUCCCUCCCCCCUCCCUCCUGUCAGUCCUUUUGGAUCAGAUCUCGCCUCCUCCGGCCAUUGCAAGGGGCUGCUGUUGCUGUCAGGAGGAGGAGGAAGGGGAAAAACAAACAAACAACACAACAUGAAGGCAUCCUCAGAGGUUGUGUGGAUAAUAAUCAUCCCCAGCAGCCCUUGGCCAAGACUAUAGGAGAGGCAAUAAAAGGCAACUAAGGAACCAGAGGGCAAGUCCUUGAGCUUUUUAACAUAGGGGGAAGUUGAAUGAUGUGAUUCAAAUUUGGUGCAUUCAUGCCAUGAUUUGCUACAAAUGGCUUAAUUUAUGGAAACCAAAGGCUAUCGCAGUUAUCCUGAAAGCUUAGAUAUGGAGAGACGCUGGAGUCAAGGUUCCCAGUCUAUGGAGUAUACUUCUGCAGGAGCAGAAGAGCCAACUGAAGAAAGAAAUAACUAUAUGGAGAUUGUCAACGUGAGCUGCGUAUCUGGUGCUUUUCCAAACAACAGUGCUCAAGGAAGCAACAAAGAAAAAUCUGAACUACUUUCUUGCCUACAGCAAGAUCACAAUCAGCCUGGAAUUUCAGUCUCUGACAUAAAAACUGAACCAGACUCGAAGGAACUUUCUGCAACAGUAGCUGAAUCAAUGGGUUUGUACAUGGAUUCUGUAAGAGAUGCUGAUUUUACCUAUGAUCAGCAAAAUCAACAAGGAAGCCUAAACGCGGGAAAGAUGUAUCAAAACGUUGAGCAACUGGUGAAGCUAUAUAAGGAGAAUGGCCACCAUACCUCUCCCUUGAACACCUCAAGCAGGCCCUUGAGACCCUCCGUAGACUGUGCAAACUCUAUGAAUGGCAGCAUCAUGCCUUCAAUCAUGAAAAACCCUAGAAUAACUCAGGAGAGGAGUCCUCCUGACUGUAGUCCUCAAAGUAUGACUUCUUCGGUAUGCAGCCCUCCUGGAAUUAAUUCUGUGACUUCAACUACACCCACUAACUUUGGAAAUUUCACAGUCAGCAGUCCAGUCAACCAGGGAACACCUUUGUCAUGCUCGCCCAACAUUGAAAACCGAGGCUCGAUGUUGCACAGUCCUCCACAUGCUAGCAAUAUGGGGUCUCCUCUUUCUAGUCCUAUAAGUAGCAUGAAAUCACCAAUUUCAAGCCCUCCUAGUCACUGUAGUGUGAAAUCUCCAGUUUCAAGUCCCAAUAAUAUUACCAUGAGAUCCUCUGUAUCUAGUCCUGCAAAUAUGAAUUCAAGGUGCUCUAUUGCCAGCCCUUCCAAUGCCAAUAAUAGAUCUACUCUUUCUAGUCCGGCUGUUAGUACUGUAGGGUCCUCUAUGUGUAGUCCGGUAAAUGGUGCACUAUCUUUUCCUCCAUCUAGCACACCUGUUGGACCUGGCACAGGCCAAGACAUUGUUUCUAGUCCAGAUACAAAGGACGUUAAAGGUGCUCCACAAAUUAUAUUUCCUAAAAUAGAGGAAAUAGAAAAUGCCAUCUCUAACAAUGAAGUAGCUAAUCAAAUGAAUCUCGUUCGGUUCAUAAAGCCUGAACCAGAUGGGGUGUUCAGCAGCUCCUGUCUUGGAGAAAACAGCAAAAUCCAUUCUGAACCCCCAUUUUCUGUAUCAAUAAAGCAAGAAUCAGCUAAACAUUCUUGUUCUGGUGCUCCUUUUAAAGGGAAUCAAACUGUAAAUCCAUUUCCAUUUAUGGAUGGGUCAUAUUUUUCUUUCAUGGAUGAUAAAGACUACUAUUCUUUAUCUGGGAUUUUAGGACCACCUAUUUCAUCAUUUGAGGACAGAUGUGAAAACAGUGCAUUUCCAAACCCAGGCCUAUCUGUAGGAAUUAAGCAGGAGCCUGAGGAGAGCAGCUAUUAUCAAGAGAACACUCUGCCAUCUUCUGCCAUUGUUGGUGUGAACUCAAGUGGACAGUCAUUUCACUACAGGAUUGGAGCUCAAGGCAGAAUAUCUCUAUCGCGGCCUCUUGGUAGAGAGCAGUCUUUUCAGCACAUGAGCUCUUUUCCUUCAGUAAGUACUCUAGUGGAGUCAUGGAAAUCACAUUCUGAACUGUCUGCCAGAAGAAAUGAUGGGUAUCCAGUUCUAGAAUACAUUCCAGAAAAUGUGUCAAGCUCCACAUUAAGAAGUGUGUCCUCUGGAUCCUCAAGACCUUCCAAAGUGUGCUUGGUGUGCGGGGAUGAGGCAUCUGGAUGCCAUUAUGGAGUAGUUACCUGCGGCAGCUGUAAAGUCUUUUUCAAGAGAGCCGUGGAAGGUAAAUCCUCAUGGCAGCACAACUAUUUAUGUGCAGGGCGGAAUGACUGCAUAAUUGAUAAGAUUCGAAGAAAAAACUGUCCAGCUUGCCGACUACAGAAAUGUCUCCAAGCUGGAAUGAACUUGGGAGCACGGAAAUCCAAAAAGUUGGGCAAGUUAAAAGGAAUCCAUGAAGAACCACAGCAACAGCAGCAACCACCUCCCCAAAGUCCAGAAGAAGGGACUACCUAUAUUGCUCCCUCCAAGGAACCUUCUGUAAACACAGCCCUUGUUCCUCACUUGUCUGCCGUUUCACCAGCAUUAACUCCCUCGCCUGCCAUGGUCCUAGAGAACAUUGAACCUGAAAUUGUAUAUGCAGGAUAUGAUAGCUCAAAGCCAGAUACAGCAGAACAUCUACUCUCCACUUUAAACCGUCUUGCUGGAAAGCAAAUGAUUCAGGUGGUAAAAUGGGCAAAGAUACUUCCAGGUUUCAGAAACUUGCCUCUUGAGGACCAAAUUACUCUAAUCCAGUAUUCUUGGAUGUGCUUAUCAUCAUUUGCCUUGAGUUGGAGAUCAUACAGGCAUACAAAUAGCCAGUUCCUCUAUUUUGCUCCUGAUUUAGUCUUUAAUGAAGAAAGGAUGCGCCAGUCUGCGAUGUUUGAAUUGUGCCAGGGGAUGCACCAGAUCAGCCUUCAAUUUGUUCGCUUGCAACUUAGCUUUGAAGAAUAUACCAUAAUGAAAGUUUUGCUGCUGUUAAGCACAGUUCCUAAGGAUGGCCUCAAGAGCCAAGCUGCAUUUGAAGAAAUGAGGGCAAAUUAUAUUAAAGAACUAAGGAAGAUGGUCACAAAGCAUCCAAACAGUUCUGGGCAAAGUUGGCAGCGGUUUUACCAACUGACAAAGCUCCUGGACUCCAUUCAUGAUCUUGUAAGCGAUUUGUUGGAAUUCUGUUUCUACACCUUCCGAGAGUCACAAGCUCUGAAAGUGGAGUUUCCCGCCAUGUUGGUAGAAAUCAUCAGUGACCAGUUGCCCAAAGUGGAAUCUGGGAAUGCCAAGCCCCUCUACUUCCACAGGAAGUGACUGAACAUGUCUUAAUGGGAGAAAAAAGAACUUUGCCUUAAGUUUCCCUGUGCUAUUCCACAUCCUUGAAGGACCCAAGAAACCACAUUUAAAAUAUGCUGUACAAAAUUGUUCAACAAUUUGAAUGGUCUGAAAUCAUAGGAAGGGUUUGGAGGACAGAAGGACAUCUUAUCUGAACUUGGUGAGACAAAGUCGUAAAGAUAUUUUGAGAACCAUUGCCCUGAACCCCCAACAUGUAGACAAAAAUGUUCCUGUUCCUCUGGAUGAAAAGCCAUAUCUAGUCAAAUAACUCUUUGAUUUUGAUAUUUUAAGAAAUGAACAUUUUAAAUAUGCCAUGUAGUUUCUGGUAUUGUUUGCUUGUUUUCAAAGGGUUCAAGGACUAAUAUGAACUUUUUAAAAGCUUACCAUUGGUUUGCACAUAAAACAAAAGUAAAUAUGGGGCAUUAAUUCUUGUACUAUACAUACACACACACACACACACACACACACACACACACACACACACACAAACACACAGAUCCCUGGAUGUGUAAAAUAUAAUGGAGCGUUUGAUGUGGAAUAAUCUUGGUAUAUUCACUUGCGGCAUUUGUUAUCCCAUUUUAUCCAUCAUAGAUGAUCUACACUGUGUUAAGUGUUCAUUUAUUAUUUAACUUGAAAGGAUAAGAUGUUAAAACAAAUGCCACAGUUAAAAUUUAUAGUAUAUAUUGUGCUGGCUUUACCAAUAAUUUUUGCAGUCUUUUGCUGUACUGUACAUUGCUGUAUGUAUAAAUUGAAGGACCUGAAAAAAAUGGUAUAAGGAACUUUUGUAAAUGAAACCUAAAAAUCUUUAAUGGUUAAUAGGAUGAAUGGGAAGAGUAUUUUUGGAAGAAUUCUAUUUUGCUGGAGACUAUUUAAUUACUCUUUUUGUCUAAACACAAAGUAAUUUUUUUUUGUAAAGUGAAUUGUUCUGCAUGCAUAAUGAACCGUUUACAGUGUAUUUAAGAAAGGGAAAGCUGUGCCUUUUUAAUAUCAUAUCUAAUUUACCAACUGACAGUGUCUGUUGUAAAUAACCACCCAUAACCAUUUUCAGUUGAACCUCCCCUUUUCUGUCCGUUUUCAUCCAUGUCCUUUUUCUGAUUCUGUUUUUAUCUGUUGCUUUUACUAUUUUAGCACAUUUGAGUUCUGUUUUAUGCCUCGGAACUUGAAAAAUGUAACUUUUCUAAGCUCUGUCCAUGCCUCUAGCUACGUUUCCAGCUUUAUACACAUUUCGCCUAUCAAGAUGAAUUACAAAGAGCUCAAUCCUCCAAGAUGUCCUGUAGAAAUCACACUGCGGUAAAUGAAGCUGUGAAAGCAUACGGCUGUCCAUUUAUUUCAGUGGUGCUUGGUCCAGACAACUUUCUGGUGCAUUGUAUUCAGAAUCUCCUGAAAGACGUGUCAGCCCCAUGAUGAAGUGUGAUUUCCACUGCCAACAUGUUUAAUUCAGAAGCUAUGAUCCAGCACACAUAAGCUAAAGUCCCAUGCUCACUGUUUGGGGAGUAAAUCUAAGUGAACUUGGAUCUUAUAUUUGAGUACUGUAUAUGGAAUUGCACUUCUUGUUGCAACUUUCUGUGUCCCUGAUUUUUUGGACAGCAGAGAAAGCUAGAAAUCUGUGUCCCUCUUUCUUUUUAAUCUGGAAUGUAUGUGAACCACAAAAAAGUGAAUUAUAAAAAUGGACUAUAGAGCUGAAUGAGGAAGUUAGAGAAAACAGGCAAAUUUGUCAUUGUAUAAAAAGUAUGGAAAAGAAGAGCACUACAGUACUGACAAACUUGGAGAAAAUAAUUUGGAGACAGAUUUGUAUGAAGGUUACAUUCAAUUGAUUUCAAAACAAUUUCCAUGUCACUAUGCCUUGGAUUGCCAUCUUGGUUAGUAAGCCAAAGAACAUUCUGAAAUUAGUCCUUACUCGCAACAAAUACUGACAGGAGCCUUGAAAUAUGGAUUUCUCUAAAAUUAUCAUAUAAAAUGAUAAUUAGAAAAAGCAGAAUUAUUAUAUAUAUUAUAAACAAUAUGAAAAUCAGAUCAUAAAUUAUAGAAUAUUUUCGUAUGAGCGUUGAAAUAUUAAACACAAAUAUAAAGAGAUUAUUGCCCAAGUUAUAUUUGUCUAAAACUGGGUGAAGCUAAAGUUUGCAUAUUUUCAAGAAAAUUGAAAAGUAUUGAAAACCAAAGUUGGGAUUCAAAUAGAUUUAGUCAAGGUAUAAGUAUGGAUGGCGCAGAGUGGAGAACACCACUUCCCAGGCCAAACAUACCCCCACCCCCCAACAUAUCCUAAAUGUUUUUGGAAAGAGGUUUAAAAAACAGUUUUCUGUACACCAUAUUCAAGAAAUAGGUUUUUGGAUCCUAAGUUCUCCAUAGUCACAAUGCAUUCAAGUUUCUUAAAUGUGAAUGUGUGUUUCCAUCUACGUAACUAGAUAAAAACAUGACCACUUGUCUUUUAAAAUCACAGAUCUCAUUAAAUGGAAAAAUCUAUAUACUUAAACAGAAUCAAUAGAUAAAAUAACAGCAUACAAUGGGUGGGAUCCUGACAAACCGAGUUGAACCUAAUCCAGUGGAUUCUAAGUCAUGACUAUCUUGUCACAUUGAUUUCCACUUCUUUCUGAUUCAACCUAUUGUAUUCAGAUUUGGAAAUCUUAACAAAAACAUCAGCUCCUUUGAUCUGCACAGCAACAUGAAAGCUGCACAUGUAAAGUGGACAAAAAUACACAGCAUGCAGAGUGGUUGUUUAUAAAGUGGUUACAAAUCUCUUUCAUUUGCUUUUUAAAAAAAUACUGAAAUUGGAAUUUCAAAUUAUCCAGGUUUGUGGUAAAUGCAGUAUGCUUUUUUAUUAACAAGGUUACAUUUUUUCUAUCUCUACGUAACUUUGCCUGAUUAAAAUAUUAAAGCCAUAUUCUUUUUUUAAAGAAAAUGUCACUGUUAAAUGUCUGUCCCAAUUCACUGUGUUGUCUGAUUGCUCUUAUUUCCGUACUUUAUUGCAUUUAAUCAUGGUUUGGUAAAAUUCAUAAUUCACAGAAAUGUCAUACGUAAAACACUAAAUUAGUUUUAAAAUAAUUUAUAUCUUUAUGCAAAAUAUAUGUCUGUCUUUGCAAACAAUUGUAAGCAAAUUAUAAUAAACCCUUUCCUUUAAUCACCUGUUUUAUGAAACCAUUGAUUAUUGCUUAGAAAUCAUUGAAAUGAAAUUUUAAUGAAAAAGGAAAGUUUCAGGAGUACAUUGUACUUUAGAAUGAUAUUGGCAUCUGUCUCCUGCAAAAUAAGAUAAAACAUCGAUAUGUCAAAAUGGUAAAUUGUGUUGAUUGAGUGUACUGAUUUUAUGGCAAUGACUGAAUGAAGAUAUACAGCAAAAAUAUUGUAUUCAUAAGUUUAAAAAUGUAAAAUAGUUUUAAUUUACUGCAGUGAGUAUUUCAAGAAUAAUAUUGCAUUGCAGUGUGUAACCACUUUGUUGCACAGAACAAAACUGAAAAAGGACUAAAAGCUUGCAAUAUCAAAAUCUUAAUAAAAUAUACUUUAUAAUCAAUAAUGCAAAAAUCUAAUUCACAGGGUGGUAUUUUCACUGACUUUUUAAAACAUUUAUGAAUUUAAAUCAUUCUACAUUUAAUGCACUUUUAACUGUCUAUUAAAAUGUGACAUUUUUUGUUAGCAGGAGGGAGGAGAGGGGAAUGGUUGGAUCCAAUCUCAUCUUGUAGGUGAAUGGCCUGACAGGCAACCAUGAUAAUGUCAGGAUAUUCAGAGAAACGUUUCGGAGCCAUGGAGGGGAAAAGCACCUUUACUGGGAACUUAGUACUUGUACAGGAGAAGUUCUUGGUGCAUUGUGUCCUAAUUAUAUUACUGGAUGAAAAAUAAAAAGCAGCCGGGUGUAAAACAACAACAUCUAUGCAUAAUGAUGCAUUAAUAAUUAGGGGCUUGCUUCUGUAUGUUUAACUUUUUGAAUAAAUAGAAAAUUACUGUUUGGCCUUUA
Messenger RNA from Anolis carolinensis (green anole), 7273 nucleotides. RefSeq names its product nuclear receptor subfamily 3 group C member 2 (gene nr3c2). Bases 331 to 3309 code for a protein of 992 amino acids. The record is from RefSeq and is a predicted model, not a curated record. The transcript has 11 exons. Lineage: Eukaryota; Metazoa; Chordata; Lepidosauria; Squamata; Anolidae. Gene Ontology annotation, biological process: nuclear receptor-mediated steroid hormone signaling pathway; regulation of transcription by RNA polymerase II. Gene Ontology annotation, cellular component: nucleus; chromatin. Gene Ontology annotation, molecular function: nuclear receptor activity; zinc ion binding; estrogen response element binding.